AUGAGCGCUCCCCCGGCGCCUCCUCCCCGCGCGAAUAUGGGCACAGCCGUGUCCAAAAGGAAGACGCUGAGGAACGAGGCCAUGUCGUCGGUAGCGGCCAAAGUGAGAGCUGCAAGGGCUUUCGGAGAAUAUCUUUCCCAAAACCAUCCUGAAGGUAGAAACGGUUCAGAUCACCUGUUGGCAGAGUCCUACCUGGGCCAGGAGGACUCCCCGGAGAUGCAACAGGCGGCUCAGAACAAGCGCAGGCUGUCCGUCAUCUCGGACGGCAAGUUUGAGAGGAGCUUCUCUGAGGAGCAGGGGGAGAAGCUGCCAAGUGAGGGACCGAAGCCACGAGUCUACACCAUCUCUGGCGAGAGGCCCAUGCUGUCAGACCAUGAGAAUGAAAGUAUGGAACUGGUGGUGAUGAAGGGAGCUGCCCAAGAGGAGUGUCAGCACGGCCAGCCGGGGCACGGCGCCGCGGGCUCUCACGGCGUCGGCAAACACUGCAAGGGCUGGCCGGGCAGCAGGCAGGGCUCCAAGGACUGUCCCAACUGCACCCGCCUGGCUGCCCCUUCCCAGCAUUCCUUUGACCUGGAGCAGCAUCAGUCUGGUGAGACUGGGUGGCACAGAAAAAGGCUGGAGAGGAUGUAUAGUGUCGAUCGAGUGUCUGAUGAUGUUCCCAUACGAACUUGGUUCCCAAAAGAGAACCUCUUCAAUUUUCAAACUGCUACUACAACUAUGCAAGCGAACUUUCGGAAGCACCUCCGCAUGGUGGGGAGCCGAAGGGUUAAAGCACAAACCUUUGCCGAACGGCGUGAGAGGAGCUUCAGCAGGUCCUGGAGUGACCCGACUCCCAUCAAAGCUGAUCCCUUCCAUGACUCUCGAGAAAGCCAUGACCUUCAGGAUUCCUGUGGCACUUUGGAUGGCAACUUUGACUUGAACUGGGAAGCAGAAAAGGAACUUGAAGCCAUGGCAUGUGAUGGAGAAGACUUCAUUCCACCAAAAAUAAUGCUCAUUUCUUCCAAGGUGCCCAAAGCAGAGUAUGUCCCAACAAUUAUCCGCAGGGACGACCCCUCUAUCAUCCCCAUUCUCUACGACCAUGAACAUGCCACCUUUGAUGACAUCCUAGAGGAAAUAGAGAAGAAGCUUAACAUCUACCGAAAAGGCUGCAAGAUCUGGAAGAUGCUGAUAUUUUGCCAGGGGGGCCCUGGUCACUUGUACUUGUUAAAGAACAAAGUCGCCACUUUUGCCAAAGUGGAGAAGGAGGAAGAUCUGAUCCUCUUCUGGAAGAGGUUGAGCCGGCUGAUGAGCAAAGUCAAUCCUGAACCAAAUAUCAUCCACAUCAUGGGCUGCUAUGUUCUUGGAAACCCCAAUGGGGAGAAGCUAUUUCAGAAUCUGAAAAACUUAAUGAAUCCUUAUAGGGUUGCCUUUGAGUCUCCACUUGAACUAUCAGCUCAAGGUAAGCAAAUGAUCGAGACUUACUUUGACUUUCGCCUUUACCGCCUCUGGAAGACCCGCCAGCACUCCAAGCUCUUGGAUUACGAUGACAUUUUAUGAGCUGGGGCAGGCUUUGCAAGAGGAAAGUCCAUCACCAGUGGCCAACGAGGCGUGCUCAGCGCUCAGAGACUUCUUUAUUGGCACGGGGAGCCCUCGGAAGCCCCGAAGGAGGCUGAAGGGAGGGAAGAAGGAGCCCUCAAGAAGUGUGUGCAGAGGAAAGUCUCCUGGGUGAAGAAGGACUGGAGGGAAAGGGUUUGACACCUCAGUCGCCUCAGGUCAGAGCCGUGGUGUGUCGGGAGGAGCCGUGUGAAGGGAGCACGGGACGGAGUUCCUUGCAGAACUGAGCUGUUUUGGGUCAGAAUGGGCCAGAUUUGAUUCCAGGUCCUUUUAAAGACUUUCAAAGCUCAGGUUUUCUUACAAAAAUAAAGAAUAACAACCCCCCCCCAUGACUCACCCAUGCACUACACUGAAGAAGCGCCCAGAGCACAGAGAGGCUUGUACUGAUGGGACCUCCUGUGCCUGGGGAUCAGAGCAAGGACUGCUCCAGCCACUCCUGCAAGCUUGGAACUGCACAGUCCAGUUCCAGUGUGAAUAUCUCCUGGAAUAUAGAACUGGAAUCUUCUUUUUGGUUUGUUUCAUAGAAAAAGAAGUGCAAUUUUUCUAGAGAGAGGGGUCAAACCCCUCCCAGCAUUUACUUAGUUCCAGCUAACACACCAGUAACCAAUAGAAUGAAGAGUCUUUUUGGGUCUGCUUGAAAAUAUAUUCAGAAUGGUAAUAUAUCUUCUGUAGACAUAUUUAAUCACCAGCAAACAUGGUUUUAAGGUAACUUAGCAGACCCUGCAUGUCUGCUGCAUUGACUAACCCGGUUUGGUUUGUUCCUUUCAGAGUAGCUGUGUUGCACUGACUGUACUGUGCUCUCACCCCUGUGUGUUUCUGCUCCACUUAGACACAACUUUGUUACUUUCUCCUUUUGCUGCUUGCAAAACUAAGGGACUUUAGUUUUGCUGAGGUACUUUAGGUUAGAAAUACAGCCCUUCCCCCCCUUCCCUUGGCUGUGGUAGGAAACACCAGUUAGAAAUGAAUAGCCAAGAAUUACUCGUUCCUGGCGGCGUUUUGCUGCGUGUCCCAGAUGAGUUGCUCUCAUCUCAUCAGCCCCCCUCCAAGGAGCUCUGCUGGAGGAGGACAGCACGGGUGUGUAGCCUGGGUUGGAAUCUUCCCUACCUUCCCUUGCUUACUUGUGCAUAAACCACCUCUUUCCCCAAGGCUAACAGACCCUGUUGGUCUGAGCUGCUCACAACCCUCCCUGUGUCAGGCACCAAACCCACAGCAGCUGUGGUUUGACAACCCACCGUUGUACUUGGGAUUUGAGGAGGUGUCCUGGAGCACAGGGACUGGUUGGUUUUAGGUCAGGGAGGGGGGUGCUUUUUGUUUUGGGAAGGGGUGUUGUUUUCAUCCUCCACCCUCCUGCUCAGAGGACAAAUAGCUCUUUACCUUGGUCCCUCUGGCAGUGCUGGGGGGGGAUAUGACUUGUUUCUUCUGUAAGGAAAAUGUACUGGAGAGUAACUGGGAAGGGUUUGCCUUGGUUUCCUGAUUUCCUGGAGUCUAAAAUGAGUUGAUUGUGAAGGGAAAACACAUGUACAAAUGUUCUGGAGUCGUUGUGCUGUGUGGAGUGCUCCUUGCCCUGUGACAGAACUGCCCUCAGCUGCUGAACCCUGUACAUUGGCAGCAGCCUGGGAGUGAAGCCUUGGAAGAAAUGAUGUACAUAGAGGUCAGUGAUGUACAUUCCUCUCAGUGAGGAGAGGAAUGGGUGGAAAAGAGAGGGUUUGAAGCCAUGGAAAGCAACGUGUUGAAACAAACAGGCAGGGGCCAGGGGUUUGCUGGCAACAUCCCACCCUGGGCUGGGCUCUUCUCCCCUUGGCUCGUGAUUUCCAGGCUCAAAGUGAAGGGAAUAACAGACUUGUGGCUUUUGGGAGAAAAUGGCAGAUAGGAGAAAGAAAACCAAAGGUAGGGCAGUCCUCUGGGAUUUCAUGUGGUGGCUUCCAGCAGCUGUGUUCGUGAGAGGCUGGAGCUGGGUGUGUGAUGAGAACGUUGUGUUGUCUGGGGAGGGAAAAGGUGGUGGCAGGAUUGAAAUGCUGACACAAAACUCUCUCCCUUUGUGACCCUUGAACCUCCCAUGGCUGUGCCCUGAGCUGGAGGGACACAAGCUGGUCCCCCUUUCCCUUUUCUGAAGUAAACCCCCAAUGCAGUGAACUUGGUAGCAUGAAUGUAGCAUUGUGGAACUGUUGAACACCUUCUUUAAGCCCAGAAGGGCCCCUUUGUGCAUCACUGCAGCGACUGUAGGACUCCCCUGUAUCUAUCCUCGGUGUCCCCUUGUAGAACUGGGGCUGCCAAGUGGAAAGGUGUGGUGUCCAGUGUGUAACUGGUGUGGGAAGAGGUCUGUUGGGUGGGCACUGGGGCUGUUUGAUGUAGUAUGGUGCAAUGGCAAACACGUUUCUCUCUUUCCCAAAGAUUCCUCAGAGUUUGUGGUGUUGAUGACAUGAGCAGAUUCUCUCCUCUGUAGCCUUCCUUUGACUAAAGAGAUGAUGCACUCUCAAAGCUGUGGGUGGGAGGACAAUGUGUUGUGGUGCUUGAAGCCCUUGGUGCAGGUGGCUUUGUGUGAGUGACACAUUUCCCAGGGAGGGAAACGAAUCCCUUCCCCCUCAUGAACUGGUUGGAUUUUCCACGUGGCUGCUGAGAAGGGAAGGGAUGGCUGCAGACAAAAAGGGGUAAUUGUUUACACUUUAGAGUUAAAAAUAGAGCCUGGAACUUCCCCAUUUGAAGCAGGCUGUGAAGGACGAGCUCUGGGUGUGCAGCACAGGCACAGCCACACUGUCCCCUCUGCAGAGGCCCAGCGUCCUCUUCUCCUGAGUGUCUGUCCCUGGUGUGUGCCCAUCCCUGAGUGCCUGUCCCUGGUGUGAAUCCACCCCUGAGUGCCUGUCCCUGGUGUGUGCCCACCCCUGAGUGCCUGUCCCUAGUAUGUGUGCCCACCCCUGAGUGCCUGUCCCUGCUGUGUGCCCACCCCUGAGUGUCUGUCACUGCUGUGUGCCCACCCCUGAGUGCCUGUCCCUGGUGUGUGCCCACCCCUGAGUGCCUGUCCCUGGUGUGUGCCCACCCCUGAGUGUCUGUCACUGCUGUGUGCCCACCCCUGAGUGCCUGUCCCUGGUGUGUGCCCACCCCUGAGUGCCUGUCCCUGG
Molecule: messenger RNA, 4709 nt
Organism: Colius striatus (speckled mousebird)
Lineage: Eukaryota; Metazoa; Chordata; Aves; Coliiformes; Coliidae
Gene: NSMF
Product: NMDA receptor synaptonuclear signaling and neuronal migration factor
Exons: 14
Coding region: 1-1536 (511 amino acids)
Biological process (GO): positive regulation of neuron migration; regulation of neuronal synaptic plasticity
Cellular component (GO): nucleus; cytoplasm
Source: RefSeq, a predicted model, not a curated record